UUUCUUUCCCAAAUUCUGCAUCAUUUCGUGAACGCGCCCCAGCAGCAUUCCCCGCGUCGGGAACGCGCGACUGAGAGGAGAAAGAAAAGCAGCCAAGAUGGAGAAGGAGAUCCCUGAGCAGCGAAGGGGGAGCUAGGAGGGUCCAGGAGCUGAGCACCACUGGACCACCCAGCUUCAAAAGCUCAGGGUCUCUCAUCGGAAAGACUUGACCUAAUUUUCUUAUGGGUGCUAUUUAUUUUUCACUUGUUCGUACAUCACUUAACCUGCACCUGACAAGCAGAAGACCCUUUUUGAUGUUUUCACAUUGGUUUUUAUUCUCUUUGUGAUUUGAUACUGUCAUCUGGAACUCUAAGAGUCUGAUUGUGUGUGCCCCACAGUUUGAUGUGUCUCUCAGUGCUUUCUGUAGAUUCUCAUCUUAAGUGUCGUGGCUUCAUUUUGAUGUCCGAGGAUUCCUGACAGACUGAUUGUGCAAGUCCGACAAGGAAGAUGCUGCCUUCUCAGGAGGCAUCCAAGCUCUAUCAUGACAAUUAUAUGAGGAACUCGAGGGCCAUCGGGGUACUGUGGGCUAUUUUCACUAUCUGCUUCGCCAUCAUCAAUGUGGUGGUCUUUAUACAACCUUAUUGGAUUGGGGACAGUGUCAGCACCCCUCAUGCAGGGUAUUUCGGCUUGUUCCAUUACUGUGUGGGCGAUGGCGUCUCGAACCGGGAGCUCACCUGCCAUGGUUCUUUCUCCGACUUCAGUACCAUACCUUCUGGAGCUUUUAAGGCAGCAGGGUUCUUUGUGCUGCUAUCCAUGGUGCUGAUUCUGGGUUGCAUCGCUUGCUUCGCUCUCUUUUUCUUCUGCAACACUGCCACUGUCUACAAGAUCUGUGCCUGGAUGCAGCUUCUCUCAGCUGUCUGUCUGGUCCUGGGCUGUAUGAUUUUCCCUGAUGGAUGGGACUCUGAAGCAGUAAGGGACAUGUGUGGAAAAAAAACUGGGAAGUACAGACUCGGAAAUUGUUCUGUGCGCUGGGCCUACAUUUUGGCUAUCAUUGGCAUCCUGGAUGCACUUAUCCUCUCCUUUUUGGCCUUUGUCCUGGGAAACCGGCAGAAUGAUAUUCUUCAUGAAGAACUCAAGGCAGAAAGCAAAGAUUUUGCUGCUACUGUGAGGAUAUAAUGUAGUCCCAGGCUGCAGUUCAGCAUGUGAGAAGACUUCAUCCAUCCCCACUUUGUGCACUGACAGGACCUUUUACUGUUGGUAAUCCUGCCAAACAAGGUCUGGACAGCAGACUUAAUGCCUCAGAAUCAAGCAGCAUCAUUAACCAAGAGUGACAUCACCCCUCCCAUGCCCACGUUUGCUUUCUGAUUCAUUACUCUUCUACAUACACCUCUUAUCCUUACAUUCUGAUAAAUAUUCAGACAUUAAAACAUACUUUGCAGCUUUGUAAAUCACCGUUUUGUAAAGGAAGGAAAAAAGCAAACAAUUUUACAUCUCCAGAAUACUUUUCAGCUUUACUGAUCACCACUGGGAAUUGAAUGCUUCCACUGCAAAUGGAAUAUUUUUACUAUUCAAGAUCCCUGAACUGAAGGCAAAAUCUGCCAACACCAAGGCAGAUGUUGUCCAAAAACUGGGCAGAUUCCACAGGAAGACAUUUUUGUACAGCACAGUGUGUUUUUUAACCCAUUAAUUUGUUGUUCAUAAAAUGAUUGUAAACUUUCUUUACUAUCCUUGUGUACAUAAUGAAUACGUACAUCUAAAACAGGGUAAGUAGCAUGAAACUCAGAUAAUCCUGCUGUGAUCAGGUAUUCUGGUCUGUCUGGCUCCUUAGUUGUUAGAAGAAGAUUCUGUAACAAACACAGACAGUGCAAGUACAAGCAAAACAAUGAUUUGUGUAUGCUCGACACCUUGAUACAGGAGAGUCUGAGCCCAGUGAGAAACCCAGCAAACUCGAAGCCUUUCAAAAAUGAAUAGACAUGGGUCUGAUACUGAUUUCUACAACAUGACUAAAAUCUUCAGAUUAACAACUAGGAGGCAAACAAAACACUCAAUAUGUAAUAUAUUCUGCACUGCUUGUGUGCCAUGUGCCAAAGGAGAGCUGGGGGUUUCUAUCAAGCAAAAUGUAUAGUAGUCACUAGCAUUUCUACACCUUAUGAAUAUGAAGAGACAAUGGAUGCUCACCAAAGGACGUCAGUAACCAGUUAAUGCACUCCUUUUUGUCCAUGCAGGGUAGCCAUAUCAUUAAUGGUACUUAGUUGUCAGGUAGGCAGAGCCAGUGUCACCGAUGCUGUGGCUGUGGUAUCAUAUAUUGUAAAGAGCUGAUUGAAUAUAUGGCUGUGAUGUUUAAUAUGUCAUUAAAUGUGAAUACAAACUAAA
This is a messenger RNA of Protopterus annectens (West African lungfish), 2352 nucleotides long. It is a transcript of the gene LHFPL4, whose product is annotated as LHFPL tetraspan subfamily member 4. Gene Ontology annotation, biological process: sensory perception of sound; gamma-aminobutyric acid receptor clustering. Gene Ontology annotation, cellular component: postsynaptic membrane; plasma membrane; inhibitory synapse. The coding region runs from base 487 to 1155 and encodes 222 amino acids. The transcript is spliced from 4 exons. The record is from RefSeq and is a predicted model, not a curated record. Lineage: Eukaryota; Metazoa; Chordata; Ceratodontiformes; Protopteridae. Gene Ontology annotation, molecular function: GABA receptor binding.